AUGGAGAACGAGAAGGGAGAGAUCGUCGAUCUCUACGUGCCCCGCAAGUGCAGCGCCACCAACCGCAUCAUCAAGGCCAACGACCACGCCUCUGUCCAGCUCUCCGUUGGCAAGGUUGACGAGAACGGCCGCUACACCGGCGAGAACGAGACCUACGCUCUCUGCGGCUUCAUCCGUGCCCGCGGCGAGUCCGACGACUCCUUCAACCGCCUUGCCCAGAAGGACGGCUACCUCAAGAACGUCUGGUCCGCCAACCGUCAGCGUUAA
This is a messenger RNA of Penicillium waksmanii, 267 nucleotides long. RefSeq names its product 40S ribosomal protein eS21 (gene rps21). The record is from RefSeq and is a predicted model, not a curated record. The transcript has 2 exons. The coding region runs from base 1 to 267 and encodes 88 amino acids. Gene Ontology annotation, cellular component: ribosome; cytosolic small ribosomal subunit. NCBI's taxonomy places the organism in Eukaryota, Fungi, Ascomycota, Eurotiomycetes, Eurotiales, Aspergillaceae. Gene Ontology annotation, molecular function: structural constituent of ribosome. Gene Ontology annotation, biological process: endonucleolytic cleavage in ITS1 to separate SSU-rRNA from 5.8S rRNA and LSU-rRNA from tricistronic rRNA transcript (SSU-rRNA, 5.8S rRNA, LSU-rRNA); translation; endonucleolytic cleavage to generate mature 3'-end of SSU-rRNA from (SSU-rRNA, 5.8S rRNA, LSU-rRNA).